This is a messenger RNA of Colletotrichum gloeosporioides, 690 nucleotides long. RefSeq names its product Phosphoribosylglycinamide formyltransferase. NCBI's taxonomy places the organism in Eukaryota, Fungi, Ascomycota, Sordariomycetes, Glomerellales, Glomerellaceae. Gene Ontology annotation, cellular component: cytoplasm. Bases 1 to 690 code for a protein of 229 amino acids. Gene Ontology annotation, biological process: 'de novo' IMP biosynthetic process. The transcript is spliced from 7 exons. The record is from RefSeq and is a predicted model, not a curated record. Gene Ontology annotation, molecular function: phosphoribosylglycinamide formyltransferase activity.
AUGGCUACGAAUGACGCCCAGACUUGCCGCAUUUCCAUCCUGUGUUCGGGAAGCGGAACAAAUUUGCAGGCCAUUAUCGAUGCUGUUCAGAAUGGCCAGAUUUCCAACAGCAAGAUCAUCAAAGUCAUUGUCAAUCGUGCAAAGGCUUUCUCAGUGCAAAGGGCAAAGGACGUUGGCAUCCCUCACGAUUACUUCAACCUAGUCUCUCAAGGUUUCGUGACGAAGGGCGAGAAGGACGAGGCCAAGCUGAAAGCGGGCCGCGCUCGCUACGAUGCCGAGUUGGCUCAGAAAGUCCUCGAGGACAAGCCCGAUCUUGUCGUUCUCGCGGGCUGGAUGCACGUCUUCAGUGAGCCAUUUCUGGACCCGCUCGCCGCGGCUGGCAUUCCGGUGAUAAACCUUCACCCCGCGCUGCCCGGCCGCUACGAUGGCGCCAACGCUAUUGGCAGGGCAUACGAAGAUUUCAAGGCCGGUAAAUUGGAGAACAACCGAACGGGUGCCAUGAUUCACUAUGUGAUCGCCCAGGUUGAUCGUGGUGAGCCUAUCCUGGUUCAAGAGGUUGAAGUCCUCCCAACCGACAAAUUGGAAGACCUCGAGAAGAGGAUGCACGACGUUGAGCAUGCCAUCAUCGUCAAGGCCACAGCUCAAGUCUCACAAGAAGUUUUGGCCAAGAAGCAGCAGCAAGAGCAGUAA